Molecule: messenger RNA, 4255 nt
Organism: Xyrichtys novacula (pearly razorfish)
Lineage: Eukaryota; Metazoa; Chordata; Actinopteri; Labriformes; Labridae
Source: the annotation of a GenBank genome assembly
AACACACCCAGGAGUCAGCGAAGCUUCUCCUUGCUGAGAGUAUUAUCACAAUGCCAUCUGUGAUUUUGGGGCUCUGAACUGUGUCAUGUUCCCGUUUUUAAUGGAUUACUUUCACUUUUAAUGUGAAAAUUUAACAUCAUUCGCUUAUUAUGUGAUAGCCACCCAGGCUGCUUCCUGAAAAAUGGGAUUUCUAACCGCACUUUUCCUUUUAUUUUUGUUGUUGAUAAGCACCAGCAGAGCAAAAUACGAACCAAACUGGGAAUCCAUCGACUCAAGACCCCUACCAGAGUGGUUCGACCAGGCAAAGUUUGGGAUCUUCAUCCACUGGGGGGUCUUUUCUGUCCCCAGUUUUGGCAGCGAGUGGUUCUGGUGGGUAUACUGGUUCCUCAUAUAGGGGAGAGUGGGGUAAGUUAAGCCAAAGGGUAAGUUGAGCCACCCCCUGCUGCUUGAAAAUGGUAAAAGAAAUUGAUCAUGUGACCAAAUAUUUAGGGGAUGGGCAUCAAUUCAUGGAGUCUGUGAAGGUUAGAAGCUCAUGGGUGAAGGGGUUAGACAUUUAUUUCCCAAAAAAAAUGCAUUGUUUACUCUUGAAAUUUAAUUAAGUCUGUCAUAAGUUUUAUUAGAAUUGUGUUCAGACCAAUUCUCGGCUCAACUUACCCCACUCCAAACCACUUUUUUUGGCAUACUAUAUUAUCAAGACAGUUAUGUUUCCACUCAUUCUGUUGGUUUGCAGGGAUGCACAACAUCUAACUAUGAUUGUCUUGAUGUAGUGAUCCAAAAUAUGAAAAAUGGCUCAUCUUACCCCACUCUCCCCUACAGCAACGAAUUAACAGAGGACAACAACAACAACACUUUUACCUCACAUAUAAACUAAAGUCUUUGGACAGAUGGGACAGAGAUCUAAUCAUAAAUUUAUUCAAUAGGAUUUAAAGAUUUGAAACAGCCACUGAAGUUUUACCUUCCUAGACAUUACACCAUUAACUGAUGUGUUUAAAGUCACAUAAAGAGGGUAAAGAAGUCGUUUACAUGAUCAGGAACUUGGUAGGCGCCAUCUGCUGUUGGAGUUCAUUCAAUACAGGUGCACACAGCAUGUUUUUGCAUUUGCUUUCUGUUGCAGGUGGUACUGGCAGGGGCAAAAACUAAAGCCAUAUGUGGAGUUCAUGCAACGUAAUUAUCCUCCAGGCUUCAGGUACCAGGACUUUGCGCCACAAUUCACUGCUGAGUUCUUCGAUGCAGAAGAGUGGACAAAUAUCUUUGCAUCAUCAGGGGCAAAAUACAUAGUCCUGACCACAAAACACCAUGAGGGUAUUGUUUCUGAAACAUCUUUCCAUCCUUAUAUUUGCAGUGUAGAGAUUUAGUGCUUCACUGCAUCCCUUCAGCCAUGCAGAAGAUUCAUUUUUCGGUCGAUAUUUUUCAGGUUUUACACUUUGGGGCUCUAAAUACUCCUGGAACUGGAACGCUGUGGAUGUUGGACCGAAGAGAGAUCUGGUAGAUGAAGUGGCGAGUGCCCUCCGUGCUAAAAGCGACCUCCGUUUAGGACUGUACCACUCUCUCUUUGAGUGGUUCAAUCCUCUCUACCAGCAGGAUGCUGCAAAUGCCUUCACUACAAACUACUUCCCCUCGAGUAAGACUCUGCCUGAGCUUUAUGAGCUCAUUGUCAAGUACAAACCAGAGGUGCUGUGGUCUGAUGGGGACGAAGACGCACCUGACAAGUACUGGAACAGCACAGGGUUCUUAGCCUGGCUCUACAAUGACAGGUGGUUUAGUUAAAUUAAUUUAAAGAGUAGGCGUGUUUUCAGUGUAUUUAUCAUUAACCUAUGUUCCUUCACAGUCCCGUAAAAGACACAGUGGUGACCAAUGAUCGCUGGGGUUAUGGAUGCAGCUGCACCCACGGUGGAUAUUACACCUGUUCUGAUCGCUACCAGCCUGGACACCUGCUUAAACACAAAUGGGAAAACUGCAUGACCAUUGACAUGAAGUCAUGGGGCUACAGACGAAAUGCUCCUCUGAGUGACUACCUCACCAUCGAGCAGCUCAUAGCAGUAAGAGCUGAAAACCUCAUAAACCGCUUUAUGAAGUCAAAUAUCUAUUGAACUACCCCAUCACUAUUCAGGAUGAAAUGGCAGAGAUAUUUUGAAUGUAAAUUGUAUUUGAAAUUAUUGCUGAGCUUCCAUAUUCUCUAAAGAAUUAAAAAGUCAAUGGUUGACAUGACAAGCUCAAGUCAAGACUGUUUAGAUCAAAUGUUUUGAAGCUUUUAAGAUCAUUAAAGUGUUUUCUUCACUUAUGAAGCAGCCAUUUUCAAAAAUGUAUCACUCUUUUCAGAGAAAAUGUAGAUCUACAGUUCAAAACUAUGAGCUGUAGUUCCAAAAUCAUCCACAAGGGGGCAGGAAGAGAACUUGAGUCAUAUUUGUUUCGUGAAUUGAUGUUGGGAGAAACUCUCGGCUGAAAAGACCAAGUUUAUAUGUUUCUGCUGCACAAAGCCAGCGUAGAAACACAGGAACCAUGUCUCUUUCUGCCCAUACUUUUUAAAAUCCCUAACGUGAUCACAAUGACUUUUUUUUUCCACCAAGAUUUCCCUUCUUUUCAUGCCUGUUUUCACCCUAGUCUUUUGAACAGAUCUGCAUGUGAAUCUGCAUUUUGUUGUCUCAGAUGACGAUGAAAAAAACAGAAAAUUGGCAUGUUAAUAGACAAAACCAUAAUAAUUAUCGGUUAUGGGCAUUGUUGCCAUCAUAAUUUAGUUCUGUUAUUCAGUGCAUGGCAGGUACUAUAAAAGGACUGCUGGCUAGAAAUUAGACUGAAGGAAAAUGUCACAACUACUGAAACAAAGACAAGUAGUAUGCAGAGUAGUUCCUCGUCCUUGGCUUCACCUCCACUGGGGGCCACUUGAAAAAUGGAAGCUGCCUGUUGUAGUGCCACUUGUUAUUGCGUCUGUUUGUUGAUGACUUGUUGGUUUUACUGUUUGACAACACACUACAGUUGCAGUUUUGUGUGUUUUGCAGAAAGUGUUUCUAAUAAUUCUACAGUUUCUGCAGUCGUCAACACCAGGCAUGCCUGAUGGUGUGUUUUGGUGUCCAUGAUCAUUGACCUUAUCCUGGGCACCUUUUUUAAACUCUUACUCUCUGUGUAUUUUUAGACUUUGGUGGAGACCGUGUCCUGUGGGGGAAACCUGCUGAUGAAUGUUGGUCCGACACAUGAUGGACGGAUCGCUCCCAUCUUUGAGGAGCGUCUGAGGCAGAUGGGUCAGUGGCUGAAGGUUAAUGGAGAGGCAAUUUACAACACCACAGCAUGGCGGGCUCAGAAUGACACGGUCACUCCUAACAUCUGGUGGGUCGUGUUUUGAAUUUCCUCUGGUCCUCUUAAUGGUUUCAUCUGAUCUUUUCUAUUGACUAAUCAAAAGUAAAUAUAAAAAAACUAUAUAAUUUAUGAUCUAAACUAUUUUUCCAAGCGCUCAGAACAACCUCCAUAUUAGGACGAUAUUUGAAGUGUGUCAUUUAGUCUGAACGGACCUUCACCUCGACAGGUACACCUCAAAACCAAAAGAAGGGAGCGUCUUUGCCAUUUUAUUGGAGUGGCCUGAAGAGGGAUCUGUGAUUCUGAAUGAACCUGCUGCUAUUCAAGGACAGACUCAGGUAGGAUGAAAUCAACAGGUCAAGCUACUUGAGGUAGAAAACAAGACCAUCAGCGACGAGACUGACAAAUUUUAUAUCCUAAUUAUUAAUGCCUGAAUCUUGUGUGAGGGGGUAGGUGUUGGCGAAACAGCUGAAGAAACACUCCUGCUUUUAAAAUAUUCACCAUGAAUCCUCGAAGGCGCUUAAAGUCAGUUAUGUUAUAAGCUACACAGAUUCAUGCUGUCAUAUUUGUUUUUUAAUAAUCAAUAGUCAAUAAUCACAUUGAACAGUGAGGUUGACUUUCAACCUUGUUCACGUGUGUCUUUUGUUCUAUAAAAGGUGGCACUCCUCGGUCACGGGUCUCUGCAGUGGGAGCCUGUAAAGCCCAGUGGACUGCGGGUCUUCCUGCCCCAGCUGUCCUUCAGAUGGAUGCCAUGCCAGUGGGCCUGGACACUGAGGCUGACAGGUGCCACUUAAAACCGGAUCACAUGAAGAAGAAGGGACAGAGCUGCAGGCCAGAGGGAAGAACCCAGAACACUUUCCAAAGUGCUUUUCUUCUCACAUGGGAAUAAUCUUUUUAUUUUUUUUUUCUUAAAUGUGUGUUCAACAAAACAGGAAUAAACAUUAUGACAUAACCUUUGCUUUCUUAA